Molecule: messenger RNA, 1167 nt
Organism: Actinia tenebrosa (Australian red waratah sea anemone)
Lineage: Eukaryota; Metazoa; Cnidaria; Anthozoa; Actiniaria; Actiniidae
Product: neuropeptide FF receptor 2-like
Biological process (GO): G protein-coupled receptor signaling pathway
Cellular component (GO): plasma membrane
Molecular function (GO): G protein-coupled receptor activity
Source: RefSeq, a predicted model, not a curated record
AUGGAAGAAGAAAUGGCGAAUGACUCGAAUUCUUCGUUCAAUAGCAACAGUUCUAUAGUUUCUAACUCUAAUCAAAGUUAUUCGAAUUCAAAUGACCUAGAAUGGAGAAUGAAACUUGGUAUUGGCAUAACCAUCUUUGUCGUUGCUGUUAUUGGUAACCUUACGGUCCUUGUGGUCAUUUACACUACCAGAGAACGACGAAAGACACCAUUCGAGAUCCUCAUUGCUAACCUCAGUGUAGCUGACAUCCUAUCCGUGUUGCUAUACUUUAUAAUGUAUUACGUCAACAUACCACUUUCAAAAUGGUAUUGCAAACUUGUAGGGCCAUUUUUCUCCAGUACCCAAAUGGUAAGCUUGCUUACCAUGACGACCAUUGCAAUAUUUCGAUGUCGAUCCAUUGUUUAUCCUUUCAAAACCAAGCCCUCCAUGAAGUUAACGUAUUGCACUGUGGCAGGACUGUGGCUUGUGGCAAAUAUUUGUCUCYUUCCAGUUUAUWUAGUAAKGGAACAAWAUCAWGGARGGYGURAAGAAAUCUGGYCAUCRGAGCUAUUAAACAAGGUCUACACAGUCUCUUUAUUCGUUGUGCAGUACAUGAUACCUUUGACUAUUAUCGCCAUCUCUUACACCAAGAUUAUCUUGUAUUUAAAACGAAACAAAGUUCCCAAGUGUAGUUUAAACAGUGACAGAAUUAACCAGCUCAAAAUGACGCGAAAGAGAGACAUGGAAGUCAUCAAAAUCUCUCUUAUUAUCGUACUUUUGUACGCUAUUUCUACAUUACCGAAUCAAAUAGCUUGGAUAGACAUGAUCGUUUUCGAAAGCUACGAUAUGUCAAGCUUGAUUUUUAAGUUUUCUCUCGAAAUGUUGUUGUUUCAUUCCUGUUGUAAUCCCUUCGUUUAUGGCACAAUAUCUCGGGAAUUUCGCUCUCGAUUCGUUCAGGUGUUUUGGAGCAUUUUAUGUUGCGCAUGCAAAAUAAGGAGGACUCAAACGGGCGUGUUACAAACAGAACAAGAGCAAAGUAACAACGCAUGUGAAAACUUGGAAAUUAUUGAGUUAAAUGGUUAUGUAAAAAGAGAUGAAGCUGCAAUCGUACCUACUACACCGACCGACCGACCGAUCGACCGAACAGCGAACCAACAAAGCAACCAUCUAACCAAUCAACUGAACUAG